Molecule: messenger RNA, 2718 nt
Organism: Morchella sextelata
Lineage: Eukaryota; Fungi; Ascomycota; Pezizomycetes; Pezizales; Morchellaceae
Exons: 4
Coding region: 1-2718 (905 amino acids)
Biological process (GO): regulation of ARF protein signal transduction
Molecular function (GO): guanyl-nucleotide exchange factor activity
Source: RefSeq, a predicted model, not a curated record
AUGUAUCUUUCUAAGCUAUUUGAAGCGCUUAGUAAGAGUGUGGUAGCGUCUUUGCUUGCAAGGAAUGGUGAUGUGUUUCAUUCCGCAGUGUUAAAAAGUUACAUGGGAACAUUUGAUUUUUCAUCUACCCCUAUGGAUAUGGCGUUGAGGAAAUUACUCAUGGAAGUUGAACUUCCCUCAGAAACCCAACAAAUAGAUCGUGUUCUUCAAGCUUUUGCGGAUAGAUAUCAUGAAUGCAACCCUUUUAUAUAUCAAGAUUCUGACCAAGCGUAUUAUGUUGCGUUCUCGUUGAUAAUGUUGCACACCGAUUUCUUCAACAAAAAUAACAAACGAAAAAUGCAGAAGCAAGAUUACAUCAAGAACACCUCUCAGGCAAUAUCAAAUGAGGGCAUCUCUAGUGACAUUCUAGAAUGUUUUUAUCACAACAUCACUUAUACACCAUUUAUCAGAAUGGAGGAUGAGUUUGAUAUCAACGGGGAGAAAAUUGUGCCACAUAGACCAAAGCGGGGGAUAUUCAACAGGGGAAAUCAGGAUGGAAAGCGACUCAAGGAACCUGUCGAUCCUUACACUUUAAUUAUUGACAAUCAACUGGAUAUUCUGCGACCGAGUCUGAAAGAUGUAGUGCAGAUUGAAGAUCCGUAUAGUUACACUGGGACAGCAUCGCGCCUGGAGAUGAGUUCCUUACACAGGGCAUUCUUUCGCUCGGGGGUUCUACAGAUCAUGUCUGUACGCUCAAGGCCCGAUGCAUUCUUAUCGCCAUCAACUACAGAGAACCCGGAAGGUGCUGAUCCUGGAGUAGUGGAAAUCAAAGUGACGAAGGUUGGAGUUUUGUGGAGGAAAGAGAUGAAAAAGAAGAAAACAAGGAGUCCAUGGCAUGAGUGGGGUGUUAUUCUGACAGGCUCACAGCUUUACUUUUUCCGGAAUGUUAGUUGGGUCAAGAAUUUAAUGACACAAUAUGAAUCGCACCAUAAGCACAACACUGGGACCCCGGUAAUUUUCAAGCCACCACUUGAACAGUUUAAACCUGAUGCGCAGAUAUCAACGGAUGAUGCAGUGGCUUUGUUGGAUAAAACUUACAAAAAACAUAAGCACGCAUUUGCUUUUAUUAGGCAUGGUGGUAUGCAGGAGUAUUUUAUUGCGGAUUCUGAGGCAGAGAUGAAUGAUUGGUUGGCAAAGCUGAAUUAUGCAGCGACGUUCCGAACGGCAGGAAUCAGGAUGAGGGGCGUCAUUGGUGGAAAUUACGAGGGGCAGAGGACAAGAGCGAUUAGGAGGGCUGAUGGGGUUCCUGAUACGCCAACAUCCACGCAUUUUGUUCAAACACCCUCUGGAGAAGUUUCUAUUCUCAGAGGAGGGAUAGACACCAAGCUGGCGGCGGAAAUCUCAGCUGCCCGACGAGAGGUAAUUGAGCAUAAGAUCACUGAUUCAGAGGAAAAAUUGGCGACUACAAACCGUCAGUUACAAACACUCCUAAGAAACGCUAGGCAUCUCUCUAUCCUCACCCCGAUUCAGCCAAAAACAAGAGAGCAAGCAGUAUUAGCUGCAGGAUCGUUGGCCGCAAAGUUGCAAUGGGUUAGAAUGGAAAUGUGGAAGUUAAGGUGUCAUCGUGAUAUUCUGGCAAUGGAUAUGGACGAGGAGCGGAAAUCGGCGAAAGAACAGAAGAAAAGGAAUCUUGAGAUUAAUACGCCCAGUGCCAGUGCUCAGAACUCACCUGCCGGAUCAAUACGCGAAGCUACACCGCCAACUUCUGGUGCGCCAACCCCUACUCAAGCAAUGUUUACACCACCCAAAGCCGCGGCUUCAAUUGGGGAGGACAUUACUCAUGUUAUCUCCAACACAUCUAGCACUAAAAAUACAUCUACAGCGUGGGAAUUUCCCCGGAGAGACCCUGAACAGAAUGAAAGAACGUCAUUCUCUUCGAACUUACCUCGCACACCGUCGGUCUCAUCGCUAGGAAACUCGAGGGCGGAUAUUGCGACCACUAGUAAUGAUCAUGCUAGCAUCGAUACUGGACGUAGCUAUCGUUCACCUUCGGUAUCCAGCUUUGGCGGGGAUGCAGAUGCAGACAAAGAUGAGGAGAAAGAUGAGAAGAAAAAGAAGGAGAAGAGCAAAGGAAAAGACAAGGAGUCAGGCAGACCAAAGAUCCGGAAAAGUCUCCACAGAACUCUCAGAGAAACCCAAGGUCUUGGACAUCGUAGAGGUAAAUCAAAGGAUGUCUCUAGUGAGGAUGGUAAUCAGUCCGGAGAGAAGUAUCCCGGUGACACCGAAGGGCUGGCUCGUGGAUCUGGAAGUUUUACAGUUCACGGGAAGAAAGCUAGCGUUAUUACUUUCGGUUCGGAAUGGCAGAAUAUGACUGCAGAGGAUAGACUGAGAAGAAAAAUACCUGGGACAGAAUCAGAUACAGAAUCCGGGCUAGUACCUAACACGGGCUUUAUUAGCCGAAGAAGUUCGCAACAAGUCCAGCCUACUACAGCUCUGAGAGAAGAUGGAGAGGAUACUUUGAUACCGCAACUGCCCGCAACUUUGCCAGCAAGUAGGCGUGGUUCUCACAUUGGUCAUAUAAUGCCAAUGAAAGGGGAGGAUGAUCUUCCAGAUAUGCCAGAUGACCUGAGUGCACCUGGUGCAAAGGAGAAGUUGAUUGCAGCGCUGAACGGGGUGAAAGCUAGUGAGAAUGCACCUGUGGCAUCAGAGACAGACACCCCUGGUGCCUCUACAGAGUAA